Zerene cesonia (dogface butterfly) is the source of this 1833-nucleotide messenger RNA. RefSeq names its product SWI/SNF-related matrix-associated actin-dependent regulator of chromatin subfamily B member 1-A (gene Snr1). The transcript has 8 exons. NCBI's taxonomy places the organism in Eukaryota, Metazoa, Arthropoda, Insecta, Lepidoptera, Pieridae. Gene Ontology annotation, molecular function: transcription coregulator activity. Gene Ontology annotation, biological process: regulation of transcription by RNA polymerase II; chromatin remodeling. Gene Ontology annotation, cellular component: nuclear chromosome; nucleus. The record is from RefSeq and is a predicted model, not a curated record. Bases 131 to 1330 code for a protein of 399 amino acids.
UUCUUAUUAUUGUCUAUUUAUAUUUUAAUUUUAUGGCAUUUCUCGUUUUUAGUUUCAGAGUUUGUUAUUUUAUUGCAGUCAAGAUUAAGUGAAAAUUGUUUUAAUUUAAAGGAGCACAAAAACAGGCAACAUGGCAUUAAGAACUUACGGCGAUAAGCCGAUAAGCUUUCAGAUUGAAGAAGGGGGUGAAUUUUAUUGCGUUGGGUCUGAGGUUGGAAAUUAUUUGCGGCUAUUCCGUGGAUCUCUUUACAAAAAGUACCCUGGCAUGGCCAGGAGGACCCUUACAAAUGAAGAAAGGAAACGAUUAGUUGACAACGGCUUGGGGCCUCAUGUUCUCUCCAGUUCUGUUUCCUUGUUAAAAGCUUCUGAAGUAGAAGACAUUAUCGAGGGCAAUGAUGAAAAGUAUAAAGCAGUAUCAGUUAGCCAAGAGAUGGCAACACCCAGAGAAGGUAAGAGCAAAAAGCCGCACAAUCCUUCCUGGUUGCCAGUCAUGCCCAACUCUUCACAUUUGGAUGCAGUGCCUCAAGCAACACCUAUCAGUAGAACCAGAGUUCAUAAUAAAAAGGUCCGCACCUUCCCUCUGUGUUUUGACGAUACAGACAUGACAGCUAUGCUGGAGAAUGCUUCACAGAAGCAAAUUCUUGUGCCGAUCAGACUUGAUAUGGAGAUUGAAGGCCAGAAACUGAGGGACACAUUCACUUGGAACAAAAAUGAAUCAAUUAUAACACCAGAGCAAUUUGCUGAGGUGUUAUGUGACGACCUUGAACUGAACACCAGCACAUUUAUACCAGCCAUAGCGUCCUCUAUCAAGCAGCAGAUUGAGGCCUUUCCGAGUGAACCACCAGCCAUAUUGGAGGAGGCCACUGACCAACGAGUCAUUAUUAAACUGAAUAUACAUGUUGGGAAUACAUCUUUGGUGGAUACGGUGGAAUGGGAUAUGUCGGAGAAAGAGAACAAUCCAGAGCAGUUUGCUAUGAAGCUGUGCGCAGAACUGGGUUUGGGAGGCGAGUUUGUGACUGGCAUUGCUUACAGUGUGAGAGGCCAGCUGGGUUGGCACCAACGGACGUACGGAUUUAGUGAGGCCUUGCCAACUAUAGAGACUCCGUACCGGCAGCCGUCAGAGGCCGAGAUCUGGGCACCGCACCUGGAAACCCUGACCAACGCCGAGAUGGAGAAGAAGAUCCGGGACCAGGACCGCAACACCAGGCGGAUGAGGCGACUCGCCAACACCACGCCCGAUGUGUCGCUAAGCCGCGCGGUCAAUCGCCUCAUACGGGCUGACGAAGCUUUGUUCCAGAGCACGCCGGAAAAACGGAGGAAAAAAAUUUAAUCACUCACGAUAAUCUACAGUGGAACCUUUUUCCUUAUCCCGUUAGAAUAAGUAUGGCUAGAUUGUAGGGUAAAGUGUGUUGUUGAUGUCGUUUAGGGUAAAGGGACUGGAUUACGCAUUGGAAUAUAUUUAACGACUGUUUUGUGUGUUAUUGAAAUGUUUUGCGACGUGCUCAUGACAUAUGGGAUGGUUGGUUCAUAGUUGCAAUUCAGGGUGUUCAAGAUACUUUACCCUUUAAUUUGUAUUCCUAAUAGUUUUUUUUAGCAUAUUAUUAAGAUCAAUCUAUUGCAUUUGAUAAGCGAAUCUCGACUUAAUUGGUUAGUGUUGGAGAAAUCAAAAUUUGGUGUGAAGAGUAAAAAUUCCAAUUUGUAUUAUUGACUUGAAAGUUUGUAAACAUUUUCAUUCCCAAUGAUAAGUAAAUAUAUGUUUUUUUUUUAUUUAGUUUUUUUGUAAGUAAAGUAGCAAAUGUGAAAAGUAUUCUUCAAUAAAUGUAUGGAUUCACA